Fonsecaea erecta is the source of this 2358-nucleotide messenger RNA. RefSeq lists its product as hypothetical. Gene Ontology annotation, biological process: transmembrane transport; chloride transport. The record is from RefSeq and is a predicted model, not a curated record. The transcript has 2 exons. Gene Ontology annotation, molecular function: voltage-gated chloride channel activity. The coding region runs from base 1 to 2358 and encodes 785 amino acids. Lineage: Eukaryota; Fungi; Ascomycota; Eurotiomycetes; Chaetothyriales; Herpotrichiellaceae. Gene Ontology annotation, cellular component: membrane; early endosome; Golgi apparatus.
AUGGCUACGGAUGAGGAGCAGGCGGACGAGAGAACCCAUCUCCUCGUUCGUGACAGAAGGCUCAGCUCCCUGGCCGCAGAAGCAGACGCUGCUUCAGUUGUCUCCUCUCAUAUCAGCAAAGAAGAGCAGGCGUUGGGCGAUACCGCUGUCGGUGAACGGCUUCCCUACAAUGACUACACCACGAUUGACUGGCUUCAUGACUUGGUCAAAGACUCGUACAGAUACCGCUCCGUGCACGGCGAGAAAGGCGUACGCAAUAGACUCUGGGCGCUGUUCGACUCGUGCGAAGGCUGGAUUGCAGCGGCAGUCAUUGGCACUCUGACGGCAUGUGUGGCUUUCUUGGUGGAUAUCGCUGUUGCCACCAUUAGCGACUGGAAGAUAGGAUAUUGCCAAAGCAACCCGUUCGCGAGUAAAGAGCUCUGCUGUACGUCGAAAUCGCCAUUAACUCCUCUCGCCGAUACGGGGGAAACCUGCUCUUAUUGGAGGGACUGGACGGGCGAUUACUGGUAUGGAUUUGGAAUCUACGUGGGUUUCGCACUGCUUUUCGGAAUCAUCAGUGGGACAGUCACAUUGACCACGAGAAGAGCACUUCCGGCAACCGCUCCAGGCGCCGGAGACAGUGGACCAAUGCAAAAAAACGCUGAUCAAGCGAACAGCGAGAUCCUGAAGCCAACGUUCGCUGGCAAGUCAAUCUUCAUGGCCGCCGGGAGCGGUAUACCCGAGAUCAAGACCAUUCUAUCCGGCUUUGUCAUUCCUCAUUUCCUGGACCUCAACGUUCUCGUCGUGAAGGCGGUUGGGUCAGUCUUCGCUGUGUCGACAGGCAUGUGUUUGGGCAAGGAGGGGCCUUUCGUCCACAUUUCAACCUGUGUGGCGUACUUGGUGGGAGUCCGGUUCUACAAGUACAAAGAGAAUGGCCGUAAGCUCCGAGAGCUUUUGGCUGCUGGUUGCUCGAGUGGCCUCUCGGUCGCAUUCGGCGCCCCCAUUGGCGGUGUGCUGUUCGCGUACGAAGAAAUCUCGACAUACUUCCCGCGGAAAGUGCUUUGGCGCGCAUUUAUCUGUUCUCUCUUCGCGGCAAUGACACUCAAAGCCCUCAAUCCAACGGGCACCGGCAAGCUUGUACUCUUUGAGACCAACUAUGGCACUACGUAUCGACCCUAUCAUUACAUUAUAUUCGUGGUCUUGGGUGCUGCAGGAGGCGUCUUUGGAGGCGUCUUUUGUAAGGCCAAUUUCUUGUGGUCUCGCAGUUUUCGGAAAUACACCGUCAUCAAGAACUAUCCGGUCCUCGAGGUCGUCUUGGUUGUUCUCGUCACAGCCCUUUUACAAUAUCCCAACCCGCUGGCCCGAGACCCUGGCGAUGUUGUCAUCAAGAAUCUUCUGGUCGAUUGCAACGAAAGCUCACGAACAGCUUACGUCUGUGUACAGGAAGGGUACGAUUCACCGUCGCCAAAGUACUUGGGCUGGCUCGCCUACGGAACACUCGUCAAGCUGGUCCUGACCAUCAUAACAUUUGGUAUCAAGGUGCCGUCAGGAAUCAUUAUUCCCGCUCUCGAUGGCGGUGCCUUCUUCGGCAGGCUCGUCGGUCAAGUGCCUUUCUUAGCGAAGUCUAUCUCUCCCGGCAUCUUCGCCAUGGUUGGUGCCGGGUCUUUUCUGGCCGGAGUCAGCCGAAUGACUAUUUCGCUGGUGGUUAUCAUGUUUGAGUUGACGGGUGAACUCGAGUUCAUCGUGCCAAAUAUGAUCGGCAUCAUGGUUGCCAAAUGGGUGGCAGAUGCUCUUGAGCAAGAGGGCGUAUACGAUCUUGCACAAACAGUCCUCGGGCAUCCCUUUCUUGAUUUGGACAGUGGCAUGAAGCUAGUUCAGCAGGAUGCCCAUCUUGCUGAGGAGCUGAUACCUCCCCCUCAAACUAUGCACGAGAUCACGGUGGACGUUCCGGAAAGCGGCAUUGUCCCCCGAGUUUUACUGACCGAGAAGCUACAGCUCCUCCGCCGCCGGGGUAUCAUGGACGCUGGUCUUGUCUUGGUCCAAAAAGCCAUUCUACGGGGCUAUCUAGCGCAAGGAGAACUCGAGUUCGGGUUAGAGACUCUUGGUCUGACGUUCCCCGCAGGCUGCGUUGUUCGUCUUCUGCCUGCCGUUGCUAGUGCACAAGGACAAAUGGGGAACGGGGGGGAGCUCGACCUGUCGCAAUUCAUAGACAGGACACCAUUGACGAUCUGUGCCAAAGCGCCAAUGGAGUUUGUGGUGGAGAUGUUCAGCAAGCUAGGCCUCAGGUAUUUGUGCGUCACGGAAGAGGGGAGCGGGUGGCUUGUGGGAGUUAUCAUCAAGAAGAGGCUGGUGGUUUGGCUGGAAGAUUUGAAGCAUUGA